Messenger RNA from Apaloderma vittatum (bar-tailed trogon), 1602 nucleotides. Its product is annotated as dachshund homolog 2-like. The transcript has 6 exons. The record is from RefSeq and is a predicted model, not a curated record. Lineage: Eukaryota; Metazoa; Chordata; Aves; Trogoniformes; Trogonidae. The coding region runs from base 1 to 750 and encodes 249 amino acids.
AUGCCUGGGUUUGGCAGGGAGCUGCCCGAGGACGUGGCAGGGCAGAAACGACUUUGUCUGUGUGCUGGGGACGGGUCUUCUCCAGGGCUGACAGUUCCAAGAACGGACGUGAACUUCAGCUUGAAAACCGUCAAACUGUUCCUAUUUAUCCUUGUCACACCCAGCCCGUGUUUCUCCACCUUCCCUGUGCAAUACUCUUACAAUUUUGAAGAGGUCCAAAUUGCCAUUCCAAUAAUGAAACCAACCUUAGAUAAAGUCCAACUGGCUGGACAGGCCUUGCCUCCUGGAUUUCCGGCGCCAUUUCUUUUUGCUGAUGGUCUUUCAUCAGUAGAAACACUAUUAACCAACAUUCAGGGCCUGCUGAAAGUGGCUGUGGACAAUGCGAGAGUCCAGGAAAAGCAGAUACAGCAGGAAAAGAAAGAGUUAAAGAUGGAGCUCUGUAGAGAGAGAGAACUACGAGAGAGCUUGGAAAGGCAACUCACAGCCGAGCUGCAAAGCAGAGCAACAAUUCAGAAACGCUUGAAGAAGGAAAAAAAGGCAAAGAGAAAAUUGCAGGAAGCUUUGGAAUUUGAAUCAAAGAGAAGAGAACAAGUGGAACAGGCGCUUAAACAGGCGACAUCAGGUGACGGUCUCAGGAUGUUAAAUGAUGCUGGAAUCCCGGAUAUGGAAAUAGAACACAACGGAACCCAACAUGACAGUGCAGCAAUGCAAGAAAACAGAACAUACAUCAAGCCUACUAUUAUGUACUGAAGGAAACACCCAUUGUUGAAAAAUGUAUAAUGACCACUAUUUGAAGACUAUAUAAUUCAUGACAAAUGUCCCUUUCAACCUUUGAUGCCUUCAGUACUGUGUGAAGAACAGGAUUUGUAGCAUGAAACGAAGGACAAUUUCAAGCAAUUUACUGUUGCUGCAUCGAAAACUGCCGUAUUAAGACAUAUUGAGACUUUUUACAAGCUUACCAUACCAAACCAAGCCCGUUGCAACCGAUCAUUUUUAGGUCCCUGGAGAUAGAAAGGAGUUUUAGUAUUUUUAAGCACAUACAGGAAUUAUUCCCCCUUCCCCCCCCGAAAAAAAGAACUUUUUUUUCUUUUUUUUUUCUUUUUUUUCUAAGGAGGUAGCUAUUACUGGAUAGCAAUGGCACAAUGAUUUUAAGCCACAAAGGUCCUCACUGGCUGUACAUCAUACAAGUCCAGUUUAUCACUGAAACUGUUCAACAUGGAGCUGUUUCGAUUGUGUUUAUAACUUAAGCUUUGUUUACUGAAGCAGAUACUCGAUAUAUAUUACGUUUUAAAAAGAAAUGUGUGUACAUUUUUUAAAAGAAUGAUGUAAAAAUUGUCCUUUCAUUAGAUGACCAAUUCAAAAGUGUGAGCUAAACCCUAAUAGCUGACGUAAUACGAGGAUUAUAAUUGAUGCUUUUUUUUAUGCUCAGUUCAGCUUGGCUUUUGGUCUUUUAAGAUGAAAAAAAAUGAAUAUGCAGUAGAGUGUUAGAUAAUGGAAACUUUUAAGUAUGGUUUCUCUGUUGUACCAUAUUAAGUUAAAGUACACAUUCUUUGUUAAAAAUGUUCUUGCUAAAAAUACAGUAUUAAAAAUUUUUUUGUUUGA